This is a messenger RNA of Entamoeba invadens IP1, 3138 nucleotides long. RefSeq names its product serine-threonine protein kinase, putative. Gene Ontology annotation, cellular component: cytoplasm. The record is from RefSeq and is a predicted model, not a curated record. The transcript has a single exon. Lineage: Eukaryota; Evosea; Mastigamoebida; Endamoebidae. Gene Ontology annotation, biological process: protein phosphorylation. Bases 1 to 3138 code for a protein of 1045 amino acids. Gene Ontology annotation, molecular function: ATP binding; protein serine/threonine kinase activity.
AUGAAAAAUGUGAUUGAAGUGAUGCAAAAUGUUAUUCAGUUGACGAGGAAACAAUUAGUAGAAGAUGGUGAAAUGAAAGUAUGGAACGUGACGCUCAAUUACCUUCAAUUAGGACGACAGAACUAUUUCAUACUCCGCUUUCCUCCGGACUUCUUUACUGAUAUAAAAAUCUAUCGAGUACACUCUGAAGUGUUACAAACCCUAGAACUCGACUUAAGUCCCGUCAACGCAACACUCAUGCCAAGUUCCCCAUAUUACAAGUUCAAUAUUUUCCCACGAAAAGUUGGGUCUGAGACGAUAGCAGUGUAUGUGAAAGCGAAUGGGAAAGUCGAUGUUUUGUAUCGAGUCGACCUCAAAUGCAUCGCUUCGCCAAAUGGGAUUUUCAUCGACGCAGAUUCAAAGGAUUUGAAAGUGUAUGAACAAAUAACGAAUGGGGCAGAGGGGAAUAUUUAUCGCGCGUGUUACUUGUCGCACCGAACCGUAGUGAAGGAAUAUAAGACUGAAGAGUACUCGAAAGAGGCGGAGUUGUUGCAACAGCUGCACCACCCCAAUAUCAUCACGUUGUGGGCAAUGUUCUAUAAGAACACCCAUCUCAAUUUAGUGAUCGAAGAAGCGUCUUUCUCGUUAGAUAAAGUGUACGCCGAUAUCCCCAAUUGUACUCUCUUUACCAUUUUAAGAGACGUCGCCUCUGCACUUUCCUUCAUCCACUCACAACAAAUCGUUCAUCGCGACGUCAAACCACAGAACAUCCUAGUGAUGAGUCUCGACAAGGAAAAAUGUUCAGCGAAGUUAGCGGACUUUGGUUUGGCUUGGGUCAUCGGUAACCACAAGAUCAAUUGCAAGUGUGAAGGAACCCCCUUUUUCAUGGCACCGGAACUCCUCUUAGAAAAUGGAGUUGUUUCAACUCGGGCAGACACCUACUCCUUCGGUCGAACUAUUCAGUUGGCCUAUUCCCGAAUAUCACUUGAGCAGGCAGUGACUUCUCUCCCCAAGACACUCUGUUUUGGUGUUGUGAAGGACGAUUUUGUCAAGACUUUUGUGAUGAAGUGUUGUGAGGACACCCCAACCGAUCGACUCACCGACGACGAGGUCUAUAACCGGUGUGAGAUAUGCAUCAAGCGAAGUAAAAACGAGGAGCUUCUUAUUAAACGAGCGAAUUACAAAUAUGACUUUGGUGCCAUCAACACAAUUGAGAGUCUUAAAAUGAUCAUCAAGUCAUUACAGUCCGAUGGCCUAAAUGACUUGGCAUUUGAAAUAUUGGUGGGAACUUCUGAUGGGAAGGACGUUCGGAAGAAAGUCGAGAAAUUGAAAGCGAGUGUGAAGUGCAAGAUUCCUCCUCGGAGUGGUCAAGAGGAAUAUUUGAUAGGUGAGUAUUACCGUUCAAUUGAAGAUUACAAAACAGCUCACAUCUAUUACAUGAAAGGAGGAAAGAAAGGUGAUGCGUACUGUAAGUUUCGGAUCUAUGAAGAGUUGAAGAAGUUGUGUAGCGAUUUGGAGACAAAGACGUCUGCAGAGGAUCUCGAGCUCAAAACAGUCCUUUCCUUCUUUGCUUUCCAACUUCCUGUUGUUGGGCAGAUCUUCAGUAAAUGUUCGACGCCAAAAUCGUUCAACGUCCAAACGAGUGUGAGUGCAAAGAUGAUGUUUGAGAUGAUUUAUUUGUUCUGUGGCAUAUCAAGUGCUGUCGAUGCUGAGAUUGGGAAGUGGGAGAUCUGUGGGAAAGGGACGCAGUCGAAUUUCAUUAAUGGGUUGAUUCUCCUCAAAAACAAUCAAGUUGAGUAUGAGAAGUACAGUUCGUUAUAUUCUCUUCUUACCACUCCAACGCAACCGUCAAAGUCCGUCGAUGAAUUCUCAAGUGUUGAAGAGCAGAACAUCUAUUGCAUCAACGUGUUAAGUCACUUCUACAAAGACGUCGCCGACAGUGAAGAACGUCGUGUUGUGCAGUUCAUGAGAACGGGGACGAGCCUCCAGCAGUUGAACUUGUCGCUGUACCAACUGUCGAAAGAACGAAGUUCAUUGUACGCCGUGAAGAAGAUAAUUGAGUUAGCUCUUAUGGGGUGUGGCGCUUCGUGUGUAGCUCUUUACGAGGUGUUAAAUACCCCCGAGAUGGUACAAGCGUAUGCAGCGGCAAUCGAUGAUGUCAUGUCGGUGAAUGAUCUUCUUGAUGUUUUCGAAAGUCCUUCCAAACCCGCGGAAAUGCCUUCUGAGCGUGUUAUAGGGAAGACACCCAGUAAUUUUGUGAAGCGUCCCAAACACUCAGUACCAUUGAAAAGUCUUCUUUUUAGUCAUAAAGUCUAUUGGCUACUUAGAGGCGCCACUUUACUUCAAAUGGAAGCUAUUGAGAGCUUGGCGGAAGUGGUAUUGGAGUUGGUGAGUACGUCUCGAACACGACAAGGGCAGGUUGCCUUGUGUAAUUGUCUUGGACUGAUUAAAUUUAGUUCAGAGUUGGGACGAAAAAAGUCACAAAUGUUGGAAGCGCGAUGUCUCUGUAAAAUGGGGAGAAAUAAAGAAGGGUGGGAGAUUAUGAGGCGUUUAGUCGAAGAGAAUUACGAGGACGUUUUUAUUGACUUUUUUAAUGAGAUGAAAAAAGAGCAAAAUUAUGAGGAGAUGGAACUGGUCGCUAAAAAGGCCAAUCAAUCGGGAAAUUCCAGCGAAACGUUUCAACUUAACGAGGUCGAAACGAAAGCGCGGAACGUGUAUCUUCUUAUCAAAACGUAUGCAGCCACGUUGGACCAACAAAUCAAGACGUUUGCACAGAAUAGCGAAACACACAAAAACGAAAAUCAAAGUUGCCUCAAAGAGUUGCACGACCGAAAACGAAUUUUUAUGGAGAUGAUGAGUGAAGACAAAAUGACAGACAAAAUCUCUAAGGCAUUGGGUUUCGCCCAAACAAUGUUAAGCCUCAAAGUGUAUGAGAGAAAAGAUAUUGAGGUCACGAUUCACGUGUUACGAUAUUUAUCGUUUUUGGGAUCCAAAAAUGCUAACAGUAUUGUCAUGAGGAUUUUGGGAGGAAAUGUGAUGAGUCCCAUGGAAAGUGAAAUCUGCAAGGUUUUCGAAAAAGAGUGCAAAACGAAACCAACACAACAAUGGUGUAACGCACCAAUCCCAAAAUCAAAAAGUGCAGAUACAAAUGUGAUUUGA